Molecule: messenger RNA, 3775 nt
Organism: Durio zibethinus
Lineage: Eukaryota; Viridiplantae; Streptophyta; Magnoliopsida; Malvales; Malvaceae
Source: RefSeq, a predicted model, not a curated record
ACUCACAGCCUGACAUCUAUGUCCCACCCCUAUGGGGUUGUUUCCGACGAUUCACCUUAAACAAAGACAUAAAAUCGUGGAUCUCACGUGGGAAAUGCCGACCACAGUCUUCUCACACGCGUGAAAUAGUCUUGUCCCCACCAUUUCACGGCACGCAGAGAGAGAAAAAAAAGCAAAGCAAAGAGCGGAGCCCCAAAAGAAAAACAAAAACGGAGUAUUCUCUCGCAGAUUCAUUAGAUCCCAAGGGAAAAAAAAAAAAAAACGAAACAAAAGCAAGAACUGUACCGUUUCUCUCUCUUCUCACUCUGUAGGGACUUCUUUUUCGCUUCCUUGUUCUUAUCUUUUUCUCUGAUAUUUUGUUUUUCACUCUCUUGAAAGAAGAUAGGUUUUUUUUUUUUUUUUUUUUUUUGGCUUGGGAAGUUUCUUUACUUAGUCAUUUCGGUUCAAUUUUAUGCUGAUGAGACUUUCUUUGAUGUAAUCGAGCUUUUUUUCUUCUUGUAUUUAAACGCUUCAUUUGGAUUCUUAAUGAACCGAUCUUCGAAGGAGUCAAGGUUGGCAGAUCUGAAAGUUUGAAGGCAGCCUCAGUUUACGUUUCUCACUUAAAAAACCUUGUUUUGGGCUUUUCGGGUCUCUUUGUUUGAAUUCAAAUAUGAUGCAUCGUCCUCCUCCAGAAGAUUUCGCCCUUAAGGAGACCAGACCCCACCUCGGUGGUGGAAAGGUCAGUGGGGACAAGCUUACGAGCACUUAUGACUUGGUAGAACAGAUGGAAUACUUAUAUGUUCGGGUUGUAAAGGCUAAGGAUUUGCCAGGGAAAGAUGUUACAGGUAGCUGUGAUCCUUAUGUUGAGGUUAAGCUUGGAAACUACACGGGUAAAACUCGGUUUUUUGAGAAAAAGUCGAAUCCUGAGUGGAAUCAAGUGUUUGCUUUUUCGAAAGAUAGGCUUCAGGCUUCAGUGCUCGAGGUUACAGUUAAGGACAAGGAUGUCGUGAAGGAUGACUUUAUUGGGAAGGUUAUCUUUGAUCUUAAUGAGAUUCCAAAAAGGGUUCCACCAGAUAGUCCACUGGCACCACAAUGGUAUAGGUUGGAGGAUAGGCAGAGGAAUAAGGUUAAGGGAGAAUUGAUGUUGGCUGUUUGGAUGGGAACUCAAGCUGAUGAAGCGUUUCCUGAAGCAUGGCAUUCUGAUGCAGCUGUUGUUAGUGGGGCUGAUGCGAACAUUCGAUCAAAAACAUAUCUCUCUCCAAGGCUUUGGUAUUUGAGGGUCAAUGUGAUUGAGGCUCAGGACUUGCAACCUGGUGGUAAGGGUCCGUAUCCUGAAGUUUUUGUGAAGGCUAUCUUGGGAAAUCAGGCUUCGAGGACUAGGAUUUCUCCGGUCAGGAGUAUUAAUCCAAUGUGGAACGAGGAUCUGAUGUUUGUGGCAGCAGAACCUUUCGAGGAGCAUUUAAUUUUGAGCGUAGAAGAGAGGGUUGCUCCUAACAAGGAUGAAGUUCUGGGGAAGUCUACAAUUUCUUUACAAUAUGUAGAUAAGAGGUUUGAUCAUAGACCUGUGAAUAGUAGGUGGUUUAAUCUUGAGAAGAAUGUUGUUGUAGAAGGAGAGAAGAAGAAAGAGACCAAGUUUGCCAGCAGAAUUCAUAUGAGAAUCUGUUUGGAAGGUGGUUAUCACGUUCUGGAUGAGUCAACCCAUUACAGUAGUGAUCUUAGGCCAACCGCAAAGCAGUUGUGGAAGUCUAGCAUUGGGGUUCUGGAACUGGGGAUUCGUGAUGCACAUGGGUUAGUGCCAAUGAAGACAAAAGAUGGAAGGGGAACAACUGAUGCUUAUUGUGUUGCAAAAUUUGGUCAAAAAUGGGUGCGAACAAGGACAAUAAUCGAUAGCUUUGCACCCAAGUGGAAUGAGCUGUAUACAUGGGAGGUUUUUGAUCCUUGUACUGUCAUAACUAUUGGGGUAUUUGAUAACUGUCAUUUGCAUGGAGGAGAUAAGGCUGGAGGUGCAAAGGAUUCUAAGAUUGGGAAGGUGAGAAUUCGUCUCUCCACUCUUGAAACCGAUAGGCGUUACACUCACUCAUAUCCACUUUUGGUGCUACAUCCAAAUGGGGUCAAGAAGAUGGGUGAAAUUCAUUUGGCUGUGAGGUUCACGUGCUCUUCCUUGCUUAAUAUGAUGCAUAUGUACUCGCUUCCGCUUUUGCCAAAAAUGCAUUAUCUUCAUCCCUUGACUGUUAGCCAGGUUGAUAACUUGAGGCACCAGGCCACCCAGAUUGUUUCAAUGAGGCUAGGACGGGCUGAGCCACCAUUGAGAAAAGAGGUGGUGGAGUAUAUGCUAGAUGUGGAUUUUCACAUGUGGAGUAUGAGAAGAAGCAAAGCUAAUUUUUUCAGAAUUAUGAAUGUUUUGGGUGGGUUAAUUGCUGUUGGAAAAUGGUUUGAUCAGAUUUGUAAUUGGAAAAACCCUAUUACAACAGUAUUGAUUCACAUCUUGUUUAUUAUACUGGUCCUCUAUCCUGAGCUUAUUUUGCCUACAAUUUUCCUCUACCUGUUCUUGAUUGGGGUAUGGUAUUAUAGAUGGAGGCCAAGGCAUCCUCCUCACAUGGACACUCGCCUUUCUCAUGCAGAGUCCACACAUCCUGAUGAAAUGGAUGAAGAGUUUGACACAUUUCCAACUUCCCGGCCAUCUGAUAUUGUCAGGAUGAGAUAUGAUCGACUGAGAAGUAUUGCUGGAAGAAUUCAGACGGUGGUUGGUGAUCUAGCUACACAGGGUGAGAGGCUGCAGUCUCUUUUAAGCUGGAGAGACCCAAGAGCCACGGCUCUGUUUGUGAUUUUCUGUCUUGUUGCUGCCGUUGUUUUAUAUGUCACACCGUUCCAGGUUGUGGCACUUCUAGCUGGAUUUUACAUCUUGAGACAUCCUAGGUUUCGCCAUAAGCUUCCUUCAGUGCCUCUCAAUUUCUUCAGGAGGUUGCCUGCAAGAACUGAUUCCAUGCUAUAAACAGGACUAGUUUCAAUUGCAAUUUCCCCGAGGUGGCAUGGAAUUGGGAUUUUCCCCUUGUUGAUUCGGACAAGAAGAUGCAGAAACAAAUGGAGCUUGUUUCUUUUCUAUGUUCAGCGGCGGGCGAUGGGUUCUGGUGUGAUGUGUAACCUUCCCCCCGAAGGUAGUAGAUUUUGUGGAUUUGUGUUUAUUUAUAUUAUCUAUAGGAUUUCUGUUUUAAAACUGUGUUUAUGGUGAUCAAUGAAUGUUCAGUGUAAUUUUUUAGGUUGUGAUUGGAAUUUAACCAAUGCUGAACCCCCUAUCCUCAUUUGCAUCUAGCGGAUCAUACUAAAAAUGAUGGGACUUCUAACCCCAUUUCUGGCUAUUUGUUUUGUUUAGUACAUCCUUGAUGACAUGUUAUUUGUUUAGCGUUGAGUAGAGCAUACUGUAUUACUGUGUCGACACGAAGCGUGUGAAUGCUAAAUCUUGGAUAAUCCAUAUGUGAAGGUCAUUUAGAAUUUGGGAUUGAACGAGCGUUUUUUAUUAGAUUAAUCCCAUUGCUGAUCAAAGCUGUUAAUUUAUAUCAACAGAUAACAGAACAUAAUUUUUUAUCACCGUUUUAAGAAUCUCUUACUGGGUUUAGUACUAUUCCUCAUAUCUGCUGCAUUAUUUAUUAUGUUGGCCUUGUGGAAUAUCGUGACAGCUGCAGAUGUGGACGUGUUUGAUUAGUGACAGGGACAUGUCUUUUCAGAGAUUCUGUCUUGUGAUCCUGCCCUUUUAUUUUGUUUCAAGUUGUGGUUUAACUUGGUAGAAAAUUCUAGUAAU